Drosophila elegans is the source of this 1209-nucleotide messenger RNA. RefSeq lists its product as uncharacterized. The record is from RefSeq and is a predicted model, not a curated record. NCBI's taxonomy places the organism in Eukaryota, Metazoa, Arthropoda, Insecta, Diptera, Drosophilidae.
AUGGAGAAACACGCAACGGCCAGGGGUUUUUGCCUAUGUCACCUGAUUUGUGUGUGUUAUCAGACUGGAAGGAUCGGACUAUAUUUAGGAUUCUAUAAUGUGGGCUACACAGAGGAACUAAAAAAAUUCACUUGCGAUGAGCAACUUUACGUGCAAAUAAUGGCUGUGGUUAAUUUGUUUGCCAGUUGGCUUUAUAUCAGCUUCAGUUACCGAUGGACCUACGAUCAGUUUGUGUUCCUGCUUUAUAUACCACUUUAUGUGUACUUUUUGAUCCUAAGAAGACAUCUUACGUCUCAUAAAUCAAUGCAAAAGAUUCUUGGCAGCCGACUGUGUGUAAAGAUACGUAGAGAAUGUAUAUACACUUUACUUCUGAUUGUGUUGCUUAUUUUGCUAUUUUUAUGGAAAAUCAGAAUAUAUUCUGUUUAUCAGAGUGUUUUUAUAUUCGGCGUGGGAUUUAUCUACCACUUUGAGCUGUUGUUUUUCGGAAACUAUCUCAUUUAGCUGAGCUGUAUCUAUAGAUUUCUAAAUGUGUUUCUUUUUCAAGAUAUGAUAAGUGAUAGAUUGCAUAUAUUAAAGGGAAUGCUGAGACAGCAAACCAUUAUAUGGCGAGUUCAUCGAAACGUGUCGAGAUAUUUUGCCCUUCACAUUAUAAGUUUUAUGAUCCACCCAGGUGUUCAAAUUCGCAUUAUACUUGAGAGCCGUGGUCAACAAGUGUAUGCUCAUAUGAUUUAUUCAAUAAUCCAUUUACUCAUAUUGGCUUUAUUUGUUUUAAUUGAAUUUCAAAAGAGAUAUUUGAAAUUAAAAGAUGAUCCGAAUAAAUUUGUUUUAAAAUCCUUGCAACACAGCACUUUGCCAAAGGCUUUUGAAGUAACAUUUUUGAGAAGGCAAGAAAAAGUGCAGAGCAAACAGGAUGAGAUUACUAUGAUGUUCUCCAAUAACUAUCCAGCUGUACUGUUAACUAAAAAAACUUUUUAUUUAACAAUAUUUGCCUUCUAAUGUGUUAAGAUUGGAAUUUCCUUAUCAAUGCUGACGAGUUGCCCAAAAACUCACAUUCGCGAGCUCCUUCUUUUGCUAGUUAUUCGCUUACUUUAUCACAAAAACUUAACAUUACAGGAGUAUGAGUACGAGUCCCAGGAUGAUUUCAAUGGCAAUGUGACCCAAACAAUUAGUCAAGUCUAUCGCUUUUAUUUCUAUGAUGAGUUCGAGUGA